Physeter macrocephalus (sperm whale) is the source of this 2315-nucleotide messenger RNA. RefSeq names its product G protein-coupled receptor 4 (gene GPR4). Gene Ontology annotation, molecular function: G protein-coupled receptor activity. Gene Ontology annotation, cellular component: membrane. Lineage: Eukaryota; Metazoa; Chordata; Mammalia; Artiodactyla; Physeteridae. The coding region runs from base 1039 to 2184 and encodes 381 amino acids. The transcript is spliced from 3 exons. The record is from RefSeq and is a predicted model, not a curated record. Gene Ontology annotation, biological process: G protein-coupled receptor signaling pathway.
UCUGUCUCUGUGGUUGAGCUUGACUUCAGGUUUGGGGUGAGGAUGGGGAGGUUUUCCUUUCUGGUGGUGGAGCAUCCAGUAGUAGAAAAUGAGAGAGACUGAUGGGGGAGGGGCUCCAGAACUCUGGGAAUCAUAGAAGCAAGAAGUCUUGCAUGUGAAGUCUUUGAAUGAAAGGACCCAGCAGAUUCUUAACGGGGACUGAGAACCCCGGAAAGACUUGAGAAAAAUUACGGGAAUGCAGCGGGUGAAGAGAGAAAACAUACAGGUGCUGCAAAAUCAGCUUUGAACUGUGAGGCGGGGCCACCUCAUCUCAACUGCUCAGCUCCCACCAGGACGAAGCUGGAGCCCCGUCCUUGUCCCCUUUAAAUUCCCUGUAUUAGUAACCCUGCUCUGAUCUAGCCCUUUCUCACCUCCUUCCUGUUUCUUAAAAACCCUUCCCGCAUUCUCCAGACCAAGCCCUUCCUCUCUUUCUUCCCUCACAGGACACCUCCUUUUCCGUAAUCUUCUCCUCACUGUUUACCUUACUUAUUUCCUUAUUUCUUACUGGGGUCCUAGGAAAUGCUAGCACCCCCAUGCAGCUUGCCUGGUCUUUUCAACACUCCCUAACUGUAGACUAUCCUAUCUCAACACUAUCCCAUACAUUUCCACCCCACCGUUACUUCAGCAUGGCCACGCUUACUUUCUACAUCCUCCGCAAAUCUCUCUUUCUCACCACUGCCCACUGAUGCCUUCAUCUCCUCUAUAAACAGCCCCCUCAGUCAAUUCUGUGUGACCCCAAUACUCCUCCAUUUAUGCUCUGAUUGGGUUCAUAAAACCUCCUUGACAAAGAUCUUUGUUAAUCCUGCCAUCCCCCCAACCUCCCUCUUGUCGUAAUUCUAUCCCUCCUCCAACUUUUCCCUCUCGAGCUCUAUUCUUCCCUGCCCAGCCUGGCCCACGAUUCGUGGUCAGCCUCAUCUCUUCGCUGUGGACUGCCUGCCACCAUGUUCCCCUGAGCCUCCGAGGAGGGGGCUCAGGGGGCCUGAUGGCCUCCCGCCACCCAUGGCCCCACAGCCCCCGUGGGCCAGGGGAAGCAUCUCGAAAGCCUCAGUGCCGAGGAUGGGCAACCGCACGUGGGAGGGCUGCCACGUGGACUCCCUCGUGGACCACCUCUUCCCGCCCUCCCUCUACAUCUUUGUCAUUGGCGUGGGACUGCCCACCAACUGCCUGGCCCUGUGGGCCGCCUACCGCCAGGUGCGGCAACACAACGAGCUGGGUGUGUACCUGAUGAACCUCAGUAUCGCCGACCUGCUGUACAUCUGCACGCUGCCGCUGUGGGUGGACUACUUCCUGCACCACGACAACUGGAUCCACGGCCCCAGCUCCUGCAAGCUCUUCGGGUUCAUCUUUUAUACCAACAUCUACAUCAGCAUCGCCUUCCUCUGCUGCAUCUCCGUGGACCGCUACCUGGCCGUGGCCCACCCGCUGCGGUUCACCCGCCUGCGCCGUGUCAAGACGGCCGUGGCCGUGAGCUCCGUGGUCUGGGCCACGGAGCUGGGAGCCAACUCGGCGCCCCUGUUCCAUGAUGAGCUCUUCCGCGACCGUUACAACCACACCUUCUGCUUCGAGAAGUUCCCCAUGGAGGGCUGGGUGGCCUGGAUGAACCUCUACCGGGUCUUCGUGGGCUUCCUCUUCCCGUGGGCCCUCAUGCUGCUCUCCUACCGCGGCAUCCUGCGGGCUGUGCGGGGCAGCGUGUCCACCGAGCGCCAGGAGAAGGCCAAGAUCAAGAGGCUGGCCCUCAGCCUCAUUGCCAUCGUGCUGGUCUGCUUCGCGCCCUACCAUGUACUCCUGCUCUCCCGCAGCGCCGUCUACCUGCGCCACCCCUGGGACUGUGGCUUCGAGGAACGUGUCUUCUCGGCGUACCACAGCUCACUGGCCUUCACCAGCCUCAACUGUGUGGCUGACCCCAUCCUCUACUGCCUCGUCAACGAGGGCGCCCGCAGUCACGUGGCCAAGGCCCUGCACAACCUGCUCCGCUUUCUGGCCAGUGACAAACCCCAGGAGAUGGCCAACGUCUCACUCACCCUGGAGACCCCGCUCACUUCCAAGAGGAACGGCAUGGCCAAGGCCAUGGCAGCCAGCUGGGUGGCCGCUCAGCCCUCCCAGAGGGACCAGGUGCAGCUGAAGAUGCUGCUGCCGGCACAGUGAACCUCGUGUCGUGCAGAGCCCCCACUCCUCCAUACUAAUCCCACCCUCCCUUCCCUCUUGGUCCGGUGUAUGCAAAUUGUAUGCAAAUUAGGCUGUGUUAAUUUCCAUAAGCAUGUAAGAAAAUAGGAAAA